AUGUUUUUUGUACGCAGUGUCUGGGUUCAUGGGGAACUUAUGUGCGAGAUCUUUACCAUAAUAUUCCAGACUUCAGUGCCAACUUCUAUUUGGACCCUCCUCUUCAUAAGCAUUGAGCGUCUCAAGAACCUCAGCGAUCCUCUGAACCACUUUCGUCGUUCUCCUUUCAUGACACGUAAACGAGCACUCAUUGCCAUAAUCUUUAUUUGGCUUUAUAGCGUUGUCUUCGCUGCAAUUCCUUCGAUGGGCUGGAGGGAUGCUCCUGGUGAAUCACUUAUUUUUGAAGGGGUUUGCUGGUUUCCUUACAAGAAAGCUUACACUGUACUCACAACGUUUCUUAACAUAUUUCUACCAGUAAUUAUCACCAUUGGUAUUUAUAUCAAGAUUUAUCUAAUUGCACGUCAGCGAACAAGACCCGAGUUAGUUGGCGGUAGACUUCCCUUCGUACAAGAGAAUAAAACUUAUUUAGGAAAUAUGAAAGCAGCUAAGACUAUCGCCAUGUUUAUUGGCGUUUUCUUUUUUUGCUGGCUUCCCUAUUCAACGUAUACUAUUAUCAUGGGCCUGUGUGACUCAUGCUGGUCAUUGUUUCCCGAAAAAGAAGAUGAAGUUUUCUGCUUUCUUCUGAUGUGUGGCUAUCUUAACUCGGCCCUCAAUCCCUUUGUUUUUGCACUCCGAAACGGAAGCUUUAAGAAUACCUAUUCAAAGCUGUUAAGCUCAGCUUUAUCAAAGUCACCCUUAAACGACAAGCGUGACGGCAGGUUGUCUUCUUUGUCAGAGUUCACCUUUGCGUCUGAAAUUCCAGAUUCAUCUGAUAGGGAUGUUCAACUCCAACGGAUACGACCCUCUGAAACUGAAUUGCAAAUCACUGAAAUCAUACUCCAGAAUACAAGUGAUUAGAAUAUGAGUGUGUGAGGAGAAAUUUGUUGCCUUACAGGCCCGUAGUUUCGUCGAAAUUAGGCGUUUUUCUCGCUAUGCACAAGGAAUAAUAGGACAUUGCGCCUACAAUAGCUCCAAUAGUUAUACUCAGUAUUGGUAUGUAUUAGUAAUAAUAAUAAAAAUAAUAGUAAUAAUAAUAAUAAUAAUAAUAAUAAUAAAAUAUUUAUAAAAAUAGGGAAAUACUUAAAAGAAAUUCAGUUAUUGAAAAAUAGUAGGUGUUUCGAGAGCUGACUCAGUAUUCGAGUUACAUGCUGCUUGACACUACAGUGGCUUAGAUCGCCCAACGAAGCGCGCUGAAGAAUGA
Messenger RNA from Porites evermanni, 1240 nucleotides. The record is from the annotation of a GenBank genome assembly. Lineage: Eukaryota; Metazoa; Cnidaria; Anthozoa; Scleractinia; Poritidae.